AUGGUUCCCAAAUGCAUUGUAUUUGGCAGCUUAAACGGCCAGAUACGACCCGUGUUCACGAAGCUAGCCAAGCUGCAGCUAAAACAGGAUUUCUCCUUUGCGAUCAUUCUUGGUGAUUUCUUCGGUGAUGGUUCAACUGAAGACGAACUCGAGGAUAUUACUGCCUUGAUACAGGGAAACAUUCCCGUGGCAUGCCCAACCUACUUCACCCUUGGUAACCGACCACUUCCCCCUCAAGUGGUCGAAAAAAUUGAAGCAAGUGAUGAAGUGUGCCCCAACUUGUUCUUCCUGGGAAAGCGAGGAACAUUGAAGACAACAGAUGGUAUUCGUAUUGUUGCGCUAGGUGGAACCAUGGGGGAGACAGAGGGCAGAUCCAAGCCCGAGAGCAAUGCUAGCGGCAAGUUCCAGCCGACAUACAGUGAAUCUGAUGCUCGUGCACUGUUCGGGAUUCAUCAAACCGACAUUCUUAUCACCAACCAAUGGCCAAAGGAUGUCCGCCUUGGAUCUAGCGGCGAAGCCUCCGGGGAUAAGGCGACUGUGCCAUCUGAAUUACAAUGCAUUGCUGAUGUCUGCGCGACCCUGAAGCCCCGAUAUCACUUUUCUCGGUCAGACGGUGCUUUCUUCGAGCGUGAACCCUUCUUUCACAUGCCAACGGAAGAGGAUCAGAAUGUCUACAAACUCACUCGGUUUAUUUCAUUGCCUAGCUUCGGGUCGAAAAAAGCUAUUUAUGCCUUCAACUUGGACCCAACAGCACCUUUCCCAAGCAGUAUCCCCAUAGGCUCCACUAUUUCCCCUUGGUCAGCAGCACAAAGCAGGCGCCAAAUGCUCCCAAGCCAAAGCGAAUCAUACCAGCGGUAUGCGCCCUCCGGCAGAGAUAGAGAACCGGGACAUCAGCGCCGACACAAAGAACGCGCCCCUCCGCCAGGCCCGGAGAAUUGUUUCUUCUGCCUCUCGAAUCCCAACAUCGCCACCCAUCUCAUUACCUCAAUUGGCAAUGAAAGCUAUAUCACCACCGCCAAAGGGCCUCUGCCCACAAAGGACUUUUACCCUUCCCUGGGCUUCCCAGGCCACAUGCUCAUCAUCCCCUUCGAGCAUUCCCCGACCAUUGACCUAAUCUUCGACCCAGCCAUUCGAGCUUCGACUUUCGCCGAGAUGCAACGAUACCGCGAAUCCCUACAUCAAAUGCUGAACGAGCGAUCUGGAGGCAAGCUCGGUGCUGUCACAUGGGAAGUCAGCCGUUCGAACGGUAUCCACACACAUUGGCAAUUCCUGCCGAUGCCAGUGGAGAAGAUCCGCUCGCGGCUUGUUGAAAUGGCAUUUAAGAAGGAAGCCUCGAACCUGGAAUAUUCGACUUUCAAGACCGUGCCAACCCCCGACGAAAUCCACAACCACCAUAUGAUCGAUUAUUUCCGAGUCUUUAUUUGGACGCCUACGCCCAGCACUGAAGCCGAGGUUGAAGGCGAUAAUUGGUCUGCGCCUGAACACAAAGGCGUUUGGAAGACUGAAUCUGGAGAGGAGAAUGUUAUCAUUAUGAAGAUCCUGCCGGAAAGCCGGUUUAAUUUGCAAUUUGGUCGCCAGGUUAUGGGCAAGGUGCUUUAUUUGGAUGAGCGUAUCAACUGGAGGGAUUGUGUGCAGACAGACGACGAGGAGACGAAGGAUGCGGAGGCUUUCAAGGAGGCUUUCAAGAAACAUGAUUUCGCGAUGGAAACUGACGAGUGA
Messenger RNA from Penicillium vulpinum, 1719 nucleotides. Its product is annotated as CwfJ domain protein. The transcript is spliced from 2 exons. Bases 1 to 1719 code for a protein of 572 amino acids. NCBI's taxonomy places the organism in Eukaryota, Fungi, Ascomycota, Eurotiomycetes, Eurotiales, Aspergillaceae. Gene Ontology annotation, biological process: mRNA splicing, via spliceosome. Gene Ontology annotation, cellular component: post-mRNA release spliceosomal complex. The record is from RefSeq and is a predicted model, not a curated record. Gene Ontology annotation, molecular function: RNA lariat debranching enzyme activator activity.